AUGCACUCUCCCACCCUCUCGCUGUGCAUGACUCAGGAAGGACAACGCAAACUCUUCAAAUCACAACUCUGCACCCACAGGUCAGAGUUGUGAGGACCAUUUUAAGCAUAGACUCUACAGAGAGAGGGCAUUUUUGGAAAGUGAGGACAUUUUGACAGAAGCAUCCCAGAGACCUCCGUGCCCGUGCUGUUCACACACACAAAGGGGCUGUCCUGUGGGUGGGGAAUAUGAUAAUAUCCUUCAGAGGAAGUGAGCGCAGUGUAGUGGAAUGUAGUUGCCAUUAGUGGGAGUUGAGCUUGAGCGGGCUAACAGCUAGCCUGCUAUGUUGAGUGUGAGCUGGGGACACAGAGGAGAGUGAUGAGAACAUGCCUCACUUCACUGUGGUGCCAGUGAAGGACCUCGCUCAGUCCAGCCACGACAGCCUGGAGGGGAUCAACUGGGUGGAUUACAGGAACACUGGGCAGGAAAACCAUGAUCAUCAUGAUACUGUCAGCUCUGAUGGACAUGGGAGUCAUAAAGAAGACAGUCCAUUCCUCAACGAUGCCGCAAGCAAGAAGAAUGACUUCUACGACAGGAACCUGGCCUUGUUUGAGGAAGAGCUGGACAUCCGGCCGAAGGUUUCCUCCCUCCUCAGCCGCUUGGUCAACUACACCAACAUCACCCAGGGAGCCAAGGAGCAUGAGGAGGAGGAGAGCACUGAGGCCUCACGUAGGAAGACCCCCAAGUCCCCCAACAUGGGCACCAUGAUGGGAGUCUACCUGCCGUGUCUCCAGAACAUCUUCGGUGUCAUUCUCUUUCUCCGGCUGACGUGGAUCGUCGGGAUGGCUGGCAUCAUGCAGUCCCUCCUGAUUGUUCUCAUGUGCUGCUCCUGUACUAUGCUCACAGCCAUAUCAAUGAGUGCCAUUGCUACUAAUGGUGUGGUUCCAGCUGGAGGAGCUUAUUUCAUGAUAUCACGUUCCCUCGGCCCAGAGUUCGGAGGAGCUGUGGGAUUGUGCUUCUAUCUGGGCACCACCUUUGCUUCUGCCAUGUACAUACUGGGUGCCAUUGAAAUCUUCUUGAAAUAUCUGUUCCCCCAGGCGGCCAUCUUUCAUGCCACAGACCCCCUCGGGAAUGACAGUGCCAUGCUGAACAACAUGCGAGUCUACGGUUCCAUCUGCCUCAUCCUGAUGGCUGUGGUGGUUUUUGUGGGAGUCAAAUAUGUCAACAAGCUGGCCUCUCUUUUCCUGGCCUGUGUCAUUAUCUCAAUUGUCUCCAUCUACGCCGGGGCAAUCAAAUCCAUGACUCAUCCACCAGAAUUUACGAUUUGCAUGUUAGGAAACAGGACUUUGGUGAGAGAUCGCUUCGACGUGUGUGCUAAGACCGUGAUGGAGGGCAACAUCAGUGUGCCCAGUCAGCUGUGGCACAGGUUCUGCUUGGCCGAGAACAUAAGCAGCGCUCAGUGUGACGACUACUUCAUCCAGAACAAUGUGACAGAGAUACAGGGCAUCCCUGGACUGGGCAGCGGGAUUAUCAGUGAUAACAUGUGGGGCAACUACCUGCAGAAAGGAGAGAUCUUAGAGAAAGCCGGGCUUCAGUCAGUGGACGCCCACGGCACCAUGGAAAACUUUGGCAUGUAUGCGUCAGCGGACAUCGCUACGUCAUUCACACUUCUGGUGGGGAUCUUCUUCCCGUCUGCCACAGGUAUCAUGGCAGGCUCCAACAGAUCCGGGGAUCUGCGAGAUGCUCAGAAGUCCAUCCCUGUGGGGACUAUUUUAGCCAUAACCACAACAUCACUUGUUUAUUUUAGUUCUGUUGUCCUGUUUGGGUCGUGUAUAGAGGGAGUAGUUCUAAGGGACAAAUUUGGGGACGCUGUGAGAAAAAACCUGGUGGUGGGGACCCUCUCUUGGCCGUCUCCAUGGGUUAUUGUGAUCGGCUCCUUCUUCUCCACUGUCGGCGCCGGCCUGCAGUCCCUCACUGGAGCCCCCCGCCUUCUACAGGCUAUCGCCAAGGACAACAUCAUUCCUUUCCUCAGGGUCUUUGGUCAUGGGAAGGGCAAUGGAGAGCCAACAUGGGCCCUGCUGCUGACUGGGCUCAUAGCAGAGCUGGGUAUCCUCAUCGCCUCGCUGGAUAUGGUGGCUCCGAUUCUUUCCAUGUUCUUCCUGAUGUGCUAUCUCUUUGUGAACUUAGCCUGUGCAGUGCAGACUCUGUUACGCACCCCAAACUGGAGGCCAAGGUUUAAAUAUUACCACUGGGCUCUGUCCUUCCUUGGCAUGAGCAUGUGUCUGGCUCUAAUGUUCAUCUCCUCCUGGUACUACGCCAUUGUGGCCAUGGGCAUCGCUGGGAUGAUCUACAAAUACAUUGAGUACCAGGGAGCAGAGAAGGAGUGGGGCGAUGGUAUCAGAGGACUGUCCCUUAGUGCCGCACGCUACGCCCUGCUGAGGCUGGAGGCCGGACCCCCGCACACCAAGAACUGGAGACCACAGCUGUUAGUGCUGCUGAAGCUGGAUGAGGACCUCCAUGUAAAAUACCCCCGACUGCUCACCUUCGCCUCGCAGCUGAAGGCCGGAAAGGGUCUGACCAUUGUGGGCUCUGUUGUCCAGGGAAACUUCCUGGACAGUUAUGGGGAGAUGCAGGCUGCUGAACAGGCUAUAAAGAAUAUGAUGGAUAUUGAACGGGUCAAGGGUUUCUGCCAAGUUGUGGUGGCAUCCAAGGUGCGUGAGGGCAUCGUGCACCUGAUCCAGUCCUGUGGUCUUGGAGGCAUGAUGCACAACACUGUGGUGAUGGGCUGGCCCUACCGCUGGAGGCAGAGUGAGGACCCUCGAGCCUGGAAAACCUUUAUCAACACAGUCCGCUGCACCACAGCUGCCCACCUUGCUCUGAUGGUGCCCAAAAACGUCUCUUUCUACCCGAGCAACCAUGAGCGCUUCACGGACGGCAACAUUGACGUGUGGUGGAUCGUCCAUGAUGGCGGGAUGCUAAUGCUGCUGCCUUUCCUGCUAAAACAGCACAAAGUGUGGAGGAAAUGCAUGAUGCGCAUCUUCACUGUGGCUCAGAUGGACGACAACAGUAUCCAGAUGAAAAAAGAUCUGGCCACGUUCCUUUACCAGCUGAGAAUAGAGGCUGAGGUGGAGGUGGUGGAGAUGCACGACAGUGACAUCUCAGCGUACACGUACGAGCGAACGUUGAUGAUGGAGCAGAGGUCCCAGAUGUUGAGGCAGAUGAGGUUGUCCAGUGCAGAGAGACAAAGAGAGGCCCAGCUGAUUAAAGACAGACACUCUCUAGUGCGAAUGGGAAGUCUGUACUCAGAUGAGGAGGAGGAGGUGGUGGAGGCUCCUCCAGAGAAGGUUCAGAUGACGUGGACGAAGGAGAAGUGUGAAGCUGAGAGGAGAAACAGGAACAACGCCCCUGAGAACUUCAGAGAACUCAUGAGCCUCAAGCCGGAUCAGUCCAAUGUGCGACGAAUGCACACAGCUGUAAAGCUCAAUGAGGUGAUAGUCAACAGGUCCCAUGAUGCUCGAUUAGUGCUGCUCAACAUGCCGGGGCCGCCACGAGACACGGACGGAGAUGAGAACUAUAUGGAGUUUUUGGAGGUGUUGACCGAAGGCUUAGAGAGAGUGCUGCUGGUGAGAGGCGGAGGUCGGGAGGUCAUCACUAUCUACUCAUGAGCAACUAGGAACGGCUGCACAGGGGGCGCAGACUCAUCACAAUACAUCCCCCAUCUGGACGCAAGGCAGUACACGCACAGCUGUCAGACAGAUGUUGGUAGAUGCAUCGAUUUGACUUUUUUUAUCUGAAGUAUGGACUUCUGAGUACAAAAGAAGUUUAUUCUAUUCUUGUAGAAUAUUGGGGCACAUCAGUGUCCGUAUCUGUCCAAUAUGUUCACAGCUUCGCUGUCUUUUCAUUAAAUCAGUAUUUGUGUGAGACUGUUAAACGUUAAAGUUACGAUUUUCCUAUUUAGAGGUAAAAAAUACGUCUUUAUAUGUGAAAAUGAACCGAUGUGAUGAUUUGGCAGACAACAUAAUCCAAGUAAAAUAGAGUACACUUUCUUAAACACCUGUUUAAAUAGUAUUUUAGAUUUGUAUUUUUUAAACAGCCUCUUGAUUAUUUUGGAAGCACAUUUGUAUUUAUUUAUUUAUUUUUUAUAUAACUCCCCACUGAGGUAAAAGAAAAUAUUACUCUAAAUACAAAUAACAUAAUUCUCGACGUCGCUUAUUUUGUGUUGGUGGCACAAAGUCCAGUUUGUAAAAGUGGAUGGCAGAGAUCAUAAGCAAGUUUUAAUAGAGUUAUAAUUUAUGACUUUUGUUCGAAUAUUUGUCCAAGGAAUGUUUUUGUUACUGUUACAUUUUAACUUCUUCUGCUGUACCUCUAAAACUUAUCUGCACAUUUCAAAGAAGGCAACAUUUAAAGUUAUAGUCUUUUAGAUUAUCAUGAAGUCAAAUCCAUUUCUAUACAAUUUAUGAUAGUUUUCUGCAAUUGCCACAAUGUUUUCUAAUGCUGUCAAUACCUAUCUGUGUAGGCUCAGCAGAGUUUUCUAAUCAUCUAUCUACACUUUCUCUACAAAGUUAGUUUGUGGGGUUGUUCAGUAAACAGAUGUACCAGUUUCUAUUCUGUUGUAGCAGUAUGUCUGACAAAGUACCAGCUUCAGCACCAUUGCAUGUAGUAUUACAUUUACAUUUUAUGUUACUAUACUAUCCAUUGGUGUCACCUUAUCAACCAGCACUGAAAUCUGAAGGAUUACAACUCUUAAGAAAUUAUGUUGUCAGAUACAUAAGAUUAUCAGACCACAUGUUUGUGUUUUCAUGUCUUUUUAUAGGAAGUAUGAUCAGUAUUCCGGACCAGCAUUCAGAGUGAAAACUGUUUCAAUCCAAUAAACUGUGCAGGCCAUAGACUGUAUUUCAA
Limanda limanda (common dab) is the source of this 4878-nucleotide messenger RNA. RefSeq names its product solute carrier family 12 member 4 (gene slc12a4). The transcript is spliced from 25 exons. Gene Ontology annotation, molecular function: potassium:chloride symporter activity. Lineage: Eukaryota; Metazoa; Chordata; Actinopteri; Pleuronectiformes; Pleuronectidae. Gene Ontology annotation, biological process: potassium ion import across plasma membrane; cell volume homeostasis; chloride ion homeostasis. The record is from RefSeq and is a predicted model, not a curated record. The coding region runs from base 366 to 3644 and encodes 1092 amino acids. Gene Ontology annotation, cellular component: membrane.